This is a messenger RNA of Rubroshorea leprosula, 373 nucleotides long. Lineage: Eukaryota; Viridiplantae; Streptophyta; Magnoliopsida; Malvales; Dipterocarpaceae. The record is from the annotation of a GenBank genome assembly.
GGCAUCCAAAUUUGAAAGGAAGAAGUGGGGGAGGGGGGUUCCCGUAUGUAGAUGAAGAGUCAUGUUUGGUAGCCAAGGAUGACUUGCCUAAAACCCAAAUGGGGUUUUGGGAGAGACACAAAUUGAUGGAUGUCAAUAAUAUAGUGUCUAGCUAUAUGAAGCUCAGAGGACUCACAAGCCUGUUUCGGUUCCUGGGUGGGUCAUCCUUGCUAUUUGACUGGCUCUUGUCUUUCAUACUAGACCUCUCUUCUAUACACACAAGCCAUUCUCUUUAGCUUUGGUGACCUGAGGUGGUAAAUGGCGAACAAUCACUCAUUAAGAUUGUUGCAUAUUGAUGCUUGAUCCUGAAACUCAAUAGAGUGUAUGUUCCCUC